Molecule: messenger RNA, 5269 nt
Organism: Oryzias melastigma (Indian medaka)
Lineage: Eukaryota; Metazoa; Chordata; Actinopteri; Beloniformes; Adrianichthyidae
Gene: grid1a
Product: glutamate receptor, ionotropic, delta 1a
Exons: 20
Coding region: 1739-4825 (1028 amino acids)
Biological process (GO): modulation of chemical synaptic transmission; synaptic transmission, glutamatergic; monoatomic ion transport
Cellular component (GO): plasma membrane; postsynaptic membrane
Molecular function (GO): glutamate-gated receptor activity; transmitter-gated monoatomic ion channel activity involved in regulation of postsynaptic membrane potential
Source: RefSeq, a predicted model, not a curated record
AAGUUAUCAAUGGAGUUUUACUGAGCUGAGGCAAGCCUGGAGAUGACCUUAUCUCAAAUCCAAGGAUACAGUUGUUUCUCCUGGAAGCAAGUGGAAGCCAAAGGAGACAGUUGGACAGGUGCAGUGUGGGCGUGGUGGCUUUAAUUUAAACCCAUCUCAGCAGUCAUGGUGCACACCGUCUGAAGCUGAUAAGAGGAAAGCUGGUUGUAGAUAACAUUGAACAGCAUGGAGAGGUUGUAGGAUAUGUCAAAGCAGUUUCUCAGGUCCUACAAGGUUAGUGGAUGAGAUGGGAAGGUAUAGAGUGGAGUGUUGGGAAGACAUAAGGGAGAUGGAGUGCAGGUGGAAGGAAUGUUUUUAGUUCUGAGCAACGUAUGAUUUUCUUCCAUCUCCCUAGAAUGUAAAUAGAUGGACAGGCGGGGAUCUGUCAUGUUUAUUGUGUUCUGGGGCAGCUUCACUUCAGCACAUUCUGUCAGUAAGUUUGUCACAGUGAAGAUGUACACUGAAGGAUUAUCAAGUGCUGAGAUGCUGAUAAAGCGAGGCAAGCGCACAGAAAUAAGGAGCGGUGUUUGUUUUUGAAGGAGAGCAGCUCACCGGUAACCUUUGGGAAAGCUGUUGGAUGAAUCCUGACAACUCGCGAGCCCAGCUCGAGUUCCUCAGAUUGUUCCCUACAAAAACUUAAGGCCAGAUACGGUGUUGUGGUCUGAGUUGCAACUUCUUGCAUAUUUCAUGGAGUUCACAGUUUCCUGGGAGAAGUCUGUAAAAAUGGCCCAUAAAAGGAAAAAAAAACUAAAUACAGAGUUGGCUAGAGAAGCAGAGGAAGACAGAGCUAGAGUCCGCCCACUGGAGAUUGGUUGGAAGGAGUUUGUGGCAAAGUCUGCUAGGAGGAAUUAAAGGAAAUAUUUUAAAUUAGGUAAUUGCCACAAUAAAAUACAUGAAUAAAUAAUAACAAUAAAAUGACCAGCACUGCUGUAGGCUGCAGGGACUUCCUGUGGAAAAAAGAAAGACUGGAGUCAGGUGAGUUCUAAAGCUGUAGAAACUGGCUUGGCUUUGUGCAUUUUAAAUUUAGUUUUGGUAUUUUUUCAGGAAAAGAGGGCUGUCGGGCUUGUUGCAUGUAAUGAAAUGUUUUUUAAGCUGAUUUUUUUUUUUUUUUUACAAAGAUAUUGUCAGGGCUCACUCAGCCAUGUCCUCCUCCGACCACCAGAGGGACCCCUCUCCUGACUACUAACCAUGUUCAACAUCUUCCUCACUACAACUCCCAUCAGCCACCACUUCAGUCUUCUCCACGCACAGCUGAUCAUCAUCAUCCUCAUCAGAACCACCAGCAUUGACACUCACUCCAACCUCAACUUCAAUGUGAAGUCUUGAUUGGUUUGACCCAUCAGUUUGAGCAGGUUUUCCCAGUUUGAUUCUCCGUGUUUUUGACCAACGCCUGCUUACUCGGUUCUCUCCCUCACCUCUGUUUUUGACCAUUGCCUGCCUUUUGACGCCGUUUAUGUCUCAGCCUCUUCAUCACAGGGAUUGCAGCUGUGACUGAAUGGAUGACACUUUUUGGGGGGAUUUUCUUCUUCGAGGAAUCAAAGGAGAAUAAAAAAACGUUUACCUCUGGUCAAAAUGUGAAUGAGCGAUUGAUGUGUGGCUGGAGGCUCAGAGGUGGACGCCCAGCCUCCCGUCCACUCACUGCGAUUCCUAGGAGUCCCUGAACUGCAAAGCUCCUGCAGCCCACUUCAAUGAGCUUGUGAUGGAGCUUUCCUCCAUUUCUUCCACAGUCAGCCAUCAGGCACAGCUGGAGUGGAAUGUAGCUGACACAGGCGGCGGUUUCAAAUGCCCAACACAAACGCUUGAGCGGCUGCGCCGAGGUGCCAUAUUCGAGGAAAACGCUGUGAAAGACGACGAGAUCUUUCAGCUCGCCAUCUCAGACCUGAGUCUGAGCGACGACAUCCUGCAUAGCGAGAAGAUCACGCACUCUGUGAAACUUAUCGAGCCCAACAACCCCUUCCAGGCUGUGCAGGAAGCAUGCGAGCUGAUGAACCAGGGGAUCCUCGCUCUUGUAACGUCUACAGGAUGUGCAGCAGCAAGUGCCCUGCAGUCGCUGACAGAUGCAAUGCACAUCCCUCACCUCUUCAUUCAGAGGAAAGGGGACGGCGUACCCCGCACCGCCUGCACCCUCAACCCCAGCCCCGACGGAGAGAGCUACACACUGGCUGCCCGUCCACCUGUUCGGAUAAACGACGUCCUGCUCACUCUUGUGUCAGAGCUGCACUGGCAGAAGUUCAUCAUCUUCUACGAGAGCGACUAUGAUAUUCGGGGAUUGCAAACCUUUAUGGACCAGUCAUCUCGGCUCGGACUGGAUGUUUCUUUGCAGAGGGUGGACCGCAACAUCAGCAGAGUUUUUACAGACCUCUUCAACACCAUGCGUACCGAGGAGCUCAACCGGUAUCGGGACACUUUACGAAGAGCGGUACUGCUCAUGAGUCCUCGUGGAGCGCAGGUUUUCAUCCACCAGGCGGUGGAAACCAACCUGGCGUCAAAGGACAGUCACUGGGUCUACGCCAAUGAGGAGGUGAGCGACUCCGACAUCGUGGAGCUGGUUCACGGUUCUCUGGGCCGGAUGACGAUCAUUCGCCAGAUUUUCCCAAUGUGGAGGGACACUAAUGUUCGCUGUAUGAGGAACAAUCACCGCAUCUCGUCCCUGCUGUGUGACCCUCAGGAAGGCUACCUGCAGUCUCUGGAGGUGUCCAACCUCUACCUGUAUGACAGUGUUCUGAUGCUGGCCAACGCCUUCUACAGAAAGCUGGAGGACAGGAAAUGGCACAGCAUGGCCAGCCUCAACUGCAUGAGGAAGUCCACAAAGCCAUGGAAUGGAGGGUGGUCUAUGCUGGACACCAUUCAGAAGGGACGGAUCAGUGGUCUGACAGGAAUGAUGGACUUCCGCGCUGAGGGCUCCAAUUCCCACGUGCAGUUUGAGGUUCUUGGGACCAGCUACAGUGAGACAUUUGGAAAAGAUGUGAAAAAGUUGGCCACAUGGGACUCCAUCCGAGGUUUGAAUGGUAGCCUGAGGGAGAACCGAAUCGACAGCAGCAUGCAGGGGGUGACGCUCAAGAUUGUUACAUUACUGGAGGAACCGUUUGUGAUGGCAGCAGAAAACAUUCUUGGUCAACCCAAAAGGUACAAGGGUUUCUCAAUCGAUGUCCUUGAUGCCUUGGCUAAGAUCCUGGGGUUCAAGUAUGACAUCUACCAAGUUGCCGAUGGGAAAUAUGGCUCAAUACAACCCAAUGGAUCCUGGAAUGGCAUGAUUGGAGAACUCAUAGGCAAACGAGCCGACUUGGCCAUAUCGGCCAUCACCAUCACACCGGAGCGUGAAAGCGUGGUUGACUUUAGCAAGCGCUACCUGGACUACUCUGUGGGAAUCUUGAUGCGCAAGUCUGAGGAAAAGAUCAACAUUUUUUCCUUACUGGCGCCGUUCGACCUGGCUGUGUGGGCGUGCAUCGCCGCCGCCAUCCCCGUGGUGGGCAUCAUGAUCUUCCUUCUCAGGCGGAUCCAGGCGGUACGCUGCCACAACAAUGCUGGAGGGCAACCAACACCUUCAGCUUCCACCUCGCUCCAGAAUGCUAUCUGGAUUGUUUAUGGUGCUUUUGUACAACAAGGCACCGACUCCCUACUUGGCUCGGUGGCUCUGCGUAUCGUAAUGGGCAGCUGGUGGCUCUUCACGCUCAUUGUGUGUUCAUCUUACACAGCAAACCUGGCAGCCUACCUCACUGUGUCACGCAUGGACAAUGCAGUCCGGUCACUCCAGGACCUUUCCAAACAGGCGGAUGUGGUUUAUGGGACCGUCAGGGACUCGGCCGUGUACGAGUAUUUCAGGGCCAAAGGCACCAAUCCUCUGGAACAAGACAACACCUUCGCUGAACUCUGGAAGGUCAUAAACAAAAACAACGGCUUUGAGUACUCCGUUUCAAGCCCGUCAGAGGGAAUCAAAAAGGCAAAGCGGGAGUCGUAUGCUUUCCUGUGGGACAUGGCGGUGGUAGAGUAUGCCGCUUUGACAGAUGACGACUGCACGCUGACUGUAGGAGGAAGCAGCCUGAACACCAGAGGCUACGGCAUGGCCCUGCAGCAUGGAAGUCCUUACAGAGACCUCUUCUCUCAAAAGAUCUUAGAAAUUCAGGAAAAAGGUGACCUGGACAUCCUGAAACAAAAAUGGUGGCCAAAGAAAGGCCGCUGCGACCUGCAGAGCCACACAGACGCUCAGCCAGAAGGCCGAGCGCUGCGUCUGCACAGCUUUGCCGGCGUGUUCUGCAUCCUCGCCGCUGGGCUCCUGCUGGCUCUCCUAGUGGCUGCGCUGGAGACGUGGUGGAACAGCAACCACUGCCGAAGAGAGCAGCCCAAAGAGGACAAGGAGGUGAACCUGGAACAGGUCCACCAGCGCUUGAACAGCCUCCUGGACGAUGACUUAGCGCACAAGCAGCUGCCAGGCCAGUCUAUCGAGAUCUCUGCCCUGGAUAUUGGCAGAGUGCAGCCCAGCCAGUCUCUGGAGGCUUUGUCUGUUCGGGAUUACCCAUCCCACCGGGGUCCGCCGCCGCUCUCUGUGACCACCUUCCUCCAGGAGGGUCACGGGGUCGGAAGGACACUGGGCGCAGCAGGAGGCAGGACCUUGCCUCUGCCUCUCAGCAGUGCCACAAUGCCCUCUAUUCGAUGCAAGCACAGAGCGCCAAACGGGGGACUCUUCCGGCAGAGUCCAGUCAAGACACCCAUGCCAAUGUCCUACCAACCGAUUCCAGGAGGACCCAUCCCAGAGGCCGGCGACGCCAGCCACGGGACAUCCAUCUGAGCAAGCCGAACAUUCACAGACAUUUGAGCUCGAAAUGAAGAGUGGAGAGCCAAACAGAGUGCCAACUGUGGAAGUCUAUAAAUAAAAACACUAAAACAGGAUUUUUAUGACCAACAUUAAAAAAGUCAGUGACACUGACUCUUCACUGUACAUAUUUGUAAGUACAUAAAGAGAGACGAAACAUUACAAAAAGUGUAUUUUGAAUAUCCUCAACAACUGAGUUUAAAAAUAGAAGUGUUUAAAAAAAUGACUGUUCAAACGGCUUUGUAAAUUUUGUUCUAAAGGAAUAAAGGUGACAAUUCUUUGUGGUUGUUUUCUAAGUGCCAAGUUCAACAUUUACUGAAUGUACUGUGAGAAAUAAAGAAAAACAUUUCACACGUCAAAACACACUGAAACAGUUGACUUUGUUUAAUAUGAAAAAAUAAAAAGUAUAACACAAAAAAA